GUGAAAGUAACAAAUCAGAAACUAUGUUAAUUUGAUCCGAGACCAAACACUGACAGCUCACGCUGACCUGAUUAGUCUUCGCAGUAGAAUAUGAUGUCCUCAUUUAAAUACAAAACUCUGACAGCACUAGGUUAAUAUCACAACAGAUGGUCUCUUGUGACAUAAAUUAAUAUUAUACCUGAAAUUUCUGAUGUUAUAGAUUUUCUACCAAUAUUCUAGUAGAAGGACACUGUCAAAAUCUUAACUUGUUCAAGAAUGCACAUUUACAGGAGCAUCCCAGUUACUGUCAGGGCUCCUGGUGUUUCCCACUCAUAUCAGCAUGUUAACAAACUACUCUGAAGGAGCUGCUGUAACAGAUUUUGAAAGCAUGAAUAUACUGGCUGUGCUACUUCAUGGAGUUGCCGCUGAAAGUUCCCCACAGACAAUAAUACUGACUUUCUGAAUUACUUAUCAAUAUCAGCUAUGAAAACCACUUUCCUAUUUUUUUGCUGUGGACACCAUUUCAUUAUGAUUUCAGUGUGAUCUGUUUGAGCCUUAAGUGACUCAGUGAAGUGCAAUUCCCCCGGAGGAAACUGCUGACAGGAACAGAGGAGGAGGCAACAGCAUGUUGCAGCUGAUGUGAGCCUGGCAUUAUUAUGAAUGCUGGGUGAUGGCAGGAUUGGACUCUGUCAUGAGAAAAUAUCAAGGGUAUGGCACUAGAUCAUAUUUCAUCCAUUUCCAUAGUCUUUUGACAAGAACAUAGUAGAAACAAAGUCAUUUAAUAUCCCUUGCAACUUUGAUUAAAACUUAUAACAAACCAUCUUGUAUUCCUGUGGUAACAACAGUUACUGUUAAUCGUGGAUCGUUUUUUCUGUUUUAAACUCCCACUGUGGACUAUAUUCGUAUUAAGUUGGGGUCAUUUGAGGUGGAAGAAAUAGAUGAAGCAGCCAGUUCAGAUUCCUGCAGUUAGUUAUUGUAACUGCAGCAGUGCAGCAUAUCAUACAUCUACAUAUGUAACCUGCAAGACAAUCAACACUACCACAGUUCAUUUGAAUUUACCGGGUAAACUAAAGUUAUCAGUUAUACUCAGAUUAUCCAGCAAGUUAGUAAAUUAAACCGUCGUCAGAGAACAACUUGCUGACCUAAUUAUUUUUCAUUACGUUUGAAUCAAUGGCAAACUUACCUGUUAUGAAGCGUAGGCAGCAAAACAUAAAAAAUAGUCUGAAAAUCAUCGUAUCGAAAGUCCCUUUAAGCUCGCUAUGUGACCCAGCGAGCCUGAUUGUCUAUUGUUUCGUUGUCUGUCUGUUACCGGUACAUUUGUCCUUCUUUUCCCCUAGUGAGCUCCCAUCACUCGCACCGACUCUUCCUGCCCCCUGUUACCCGGAUUCAUGUAGGCAAACUCAGCCACAGACUGUGACCCUCCCCUCUACUUCCACCAUGUGCUGUCAAGAGAGCGAGCGAGGGCACAACACACCAUAAGGGGCACACCCAUCCGUUUACUACAGUCAGUGCUCAGCGGUCUUAUGUUAAGGGACAAACUGUGAAUCAUUUGUAUACGUCUACUUAGAUUAACUAAGAGUUUUAAUUGACAGUUAUUUGAGUUAACCUCUCCUCUCUGCUGAUAAGAAAUGUUUGAAACAUCUCUUCCUACACUUGUGGUUUUUAACUUUUGUAAUAGGCCUAUGCAGAAAGUGGUAUUUAUUUUACCAAAGACAAGAGGAUGAAGUUAUUUGAUUUAGAUUAAAUAAAUAAAUAUUUUGCAAAGACAACUUAGUCACUAAUCGUGUAACAUUCAGAAAUGUUUUUAUUUACUUUCAUAUAACAGGAUAAGUUUUUUUUCCCCACGAUAUUCUGUCAGCCGCCACAUAGAUCUAAAAUAAAAACAGCUCAUUGUUUUUCUUCAUACCAUCACAAACUUUAAAAAAAAAAUAAAAAAAAACAUUGAAUUUUAGGUCACCAGAUUACUUUUAUUAAGACCAACCAAAAACAGCAAUACUGGCUCAGAUUCCACUCAUACAGCUGACAUUGGCAAAUCUUAGUGUAGGUCCUCGGUUCUCUCAGUCACUUACUGUCAUAUCUGUCCACCUUCACCCAUGGCAGAUCAAGUUCUUUGUUUGUUAUUCAGAUUCUGGUCAGAUCACACCUGAGGCAAGUAUUGACUUUAUUGGCAGCAUAUUUUGUACUUGAAAUUACAUAUAGCACUCAGACAAUUGAUAUUAUCAAAGAAAACUUUGAGCAUUUCUUCCCAUCACAUCCAGCCUCCCUUUUAAAACGAUAAUUGCUAAGAAAAUGAGGGUCUUCUAGCUGAAUUAACUGAAUAGUCCUAUAACUAGGAGAAAACCUCGCAACACCCCUCUUCCUAGAAAAUAAAUACAUUGCUCCUAAAUGUAUGUUGUUGUUUUUUUUUUUUUUAAAGAUUAAUGUCUUGGUCUCUAUGUUCUGAAGAAAGGUUUUUCUUCUGAUGCACAUAUUUACCUCUUAAAAUCUGUCAGGGGAGGUAGAUGAAUCUCCUUCUCGGGCCAGUUAAGUAAUGGCUGCCACCUACUGACUCAAAGAACUUAUUGCAUGUGGACUGGUCUGAACUGACAAAUUAAUUAAACGAAGAGGUUGUCUUUCCUCCCGGCCCCUCCCUCCUCCUGAAAAAAAAAAUCACUGUCUACGAUGCCCAAUAAACGAUUAGUCAACUAAUUAUCUUUGUUUUUUUUUUUUUUAAAUGCGACCAUUGAAGAUUUGGCACAAACAACUGUUUUUUCCCUUUAAAUGCUCAUCAUAUGAAUACAAUCAAUGACCAAUAAGCGUCACUUUUUCUUAUGGUCUCGUUUCGCUGUAGAGUUGUAUAGGGGUCUAUCAACGCGAGAUUACAAGGGCCUCGCAGAAGCGCGAGCACUUGUACGCGAACGGGCACAACAUGUUAUGUUCAAGCUCCAUCUAUAUCCUGGUAAAAUAGAAACUUCAUGGGUCAGUUUCAAGAUAAAGUCAAGAUAAAAAGUCUGCGUUUGGUGCAACUGCGAUCAACUCUGCGUAGUUAACAUCUUCCAUAUCCAGUAGUUCAAUACACUAAAUGUAAAAGGUACUUUUUCAAACUAUUGACGAUAUUUCCAAUAUUGUCCUCGUGAAUUUUUAAAGUUGUGAUCUUGACAGACAAUGUGGCUUAAGGAGAUUUCAUCAUACAUGACCUCUGAAAAAAUUAUGUUUAAUAUGACAAAGAAACCCCAUCUUUUUGGCAAAUGCUGGAAUGACUUUAAAAUAUAUCUGGAUAACUUCUCACAGAUAACUAGAUGAGUACUGUCAGUGGUGUGGUGGUAGUUGUUGGUUGAAGCCAUAGUAUAUACAGUCUAUGGUUGUAGCACAUCUGCAAAUCAUCUUAUUAUGAUGAUGAUGAUGAUGAUCAUGAUGAUGAUGAUGAUGAUGAUUAGUAUUAUUAUUAUUAUUGUUAAAGUAAUAAUAAUAAUAAUAAUAAUUAUUAUUAUUAUUGUUGUUGUUAUUAUUUCAUCAUUUUAUUUAUAUACAUUUAUAUCAUUAUCAUUUUUUUUUUUUUUUUAUUUUUUUUUAAUCUUUUUUUUUUUUUUUUUUUUUUUUUUUUUUAAGGAUGUAAGUAAGAGUUGGCCUAUGGGAUUUGUUCUGGGAGGGGGUUGGGUUUGGGUGAAAUGUUUAGUUCUAUUGUUGUUAUUGAAGUUGAAUACUGUUUAUGAAAAAAUGUUAAUAAAUAAAUUGUUUUAAAAAAUCGAUGACAAGAGAACUUGUCACCGUAGAGUCUCUUUUAUAUUUUGUAAUUUUUGCCUGGGGAAACGUCGAAUUAUAAAAAUCCGAGUAUCCUCAAACGCACCACCGCCUGUACGUCCGCUCUCGAGCGCCCCCUUGUUCGGCCUGAAAUCAAUUCACUCUGAUGACGUCACUCGCAGAGUUGUCAUGGCGUCUUUGGGACCGAAGCUGCUGCUGAAAUUUAGCUAAAAUCUGUCGACAGUCUGUACAUCGAAAUGGAGAAAAAUGCAAACCUGCAUCGAGACACUGACGGGAACUCGUUGUGUACCACGAUCGCGGGAGAUAUGGGCGAUGUUACGGCUGUUGGCGGCGUGAAAGGAGCUGCCGAGAAAUGCAAGAAUAGUGAGGCUGCUCUUAGUACUUUGGUUAACGUUAGUUGCAAUAACAGCACCACUAACGUUGGUACUCACAGCGCUGUUAACGCCACCUCCAGUGCCGAGAAGUCCGACUUGACAGAUGUGAUCGAAGUCCCUCCGGUACAAGGGGAGAAGAAGAAGAAGGACACCGAAGCUAGCGGAUCGUGGUCGGGGUCCGAGGAUCAGAUCAGUAACGGGAUGGGGCAUGACUCGAUGCUGACUGUAGGAGAUAGCGAGGGUGGUGCCUCAAAGUUAGUAAACAACAAAACCGACGGCCUGUCCUCACCUCCCGCUAUGGAGAUAACAGAUAUACAGGCUGAGGUUUUAGCUUGUGGAGAAAGUAAACCAACAAAACUUGCCAAACCGACUCAUCUAUGUCCGGACAAUGCAAUCACAGCAAACGUCAAGUCAGGGCAGUCCGGCGAUCAUACCUUAUCAGAAGGAUUGCCGAGUGGGAGUGACCCUGAUCCCAGCCUCGGAGGAGAGUCAAGAAGCAUAGAUUCAUUGGAGUCCUUCUCCAACCUGAACUCCUGCCCCAGCUCCGACCUUAACAGUGAGGGGCUGGAGGACAGAGGACUAGCCCUGGCCCUUCAAAACGAGUACGGGGCUGAUGGGACAAAGACAGCGUGUGCUAAGGACCGGGUUGCCGGUCAGUCCAUAUACCACAUAAAGUGGAUCAAGUGGAGGGAGGAAAACACGCCGAUCAUCACCCAGAAUGAGAACGGUCCCUGUCCAUUACUGGCAAUAAUGAAUGUUCUGCUUCUUGCAUGGAAGGUAAAGCCUCUGAGAAGGGCAUACAUUAGUAGCUCUGAGCUCUAUCAGCACUUUUAAUGUAAUUAAAAUAAAUUACACUUCAAUGAGCUCCAUAUUAACACACUCCUAAUAUUUAAUCUAUCACUGAGAUCUAGUCCCCACCCUGACAUUCAAUAUCUGUGUGUGAUAUCUGUAUGCAAACAUUGUAUAUAUAUAUAUGAACAUAUCAGAGUUUGGAAAUGUGUAAUUACUUAGCUCACCGGUUAAGUUGUGUUUGACUACACAUUUAUUAUCUAACAAUCAAUAUUAGCUAUUAGUCUACCGCUGUAACAGCCUUUCCACCUCUUCUACAGAGAUAAUACUUGAAAGCUGGUCACAGUGGACAGUCACAACACAAACUAAACAAAAGUAAAAACACUGAGAAAAUCAGAAACAUGCAUUUAAUAUCACAAAAAUGGAACAUGGAGCAGUGCUCUGUGUGAUGAGUGCAUUUACGAAUGAAUAGACUGCUGGAGCUCUCGUGUCUUUGUUGCAGGUUAAGAUGCCUCCCAUGAUGGAAAUCAUAACUGCUGAGCAACUGAUGGAAUAUCUUGGUGAGUGUUUCCAUUACACAGAUUACAAGACAGCAAGUUGAUGUUGGGUUAUUGAUCAAAAGGGAUCAGUAUAACAGUGAUUGUAUGAUGUACACCUCUGCAAGGCCUUUUCCUCACAUAGCUUUACAAUGACAACAGAACACUAUCUGCUUAUACGCAGAAAGUUACACAUUUGUAAUGUGACUUACCAAAAUGGUAUUUCACUCACCUAUUAUAAAUCUGAAUGUCUGUAGCCCACUCCUGUAAACAUAUUAGCACAAAGGGCCACUAGCACUGAGUGUAGCCGGCCUGGUAAACAUUCUUGUGUUUCACAUUCUCUCAGCUGAUUGGUUACAUUCAUAAGGUCAGAUUUAUAUCCCGAGUCAACAGAGGAAGGGACCAGAACUGGGGAAUCCCCAGUGAUCCAAUCUGCUGCUGAAAAGGAAACCGGUGCUAUCACUUCUCCCCGGCUGUCUCCUGCCCUGCAGAACUUAAAUUACCCUACAGUGUCAAAGCAGAAAGCUCUGAACUCUAUACAUCAUUAUCGUGGUGAAGGAAUUCAGGAGUAAUCUGGGACUAUUUACAAUCUCUGUCCUGUUGGCUUAUUUGUGUAGUGUUGCAUGCAUUUUUUAUGAGAGCUACAUGAGUAUUGUGUAGUUUAUGUUGUCUUUUAUUUUUAUUGAUAUGUGCUUCUCUGUUUACAUAUAAGUUAUUGUUUUUGUUGUUGUUGUUUUUAUUCAUUGACAAAACAAUGUUGGGGCAGCAACAAAGAGGUCCAGGGAGAUAACGUAACGUAACGUAACGUAACGUAACGUAACGUAACGUAACGUAACGUAACGUAACAUAACGCAACAUAACGUAACAAAACGUGAAUUAACGUAACCUAACCUAUUAAAACAAAUGUUAUUGCAUCAUGUCUCGGGCUGCUGGAUACCCUCACAACUCAGCGAUGUUGUAAAUAACACUUGAACACAAACACAGAAGGUGAAGUUCAGUUGUGGUGUCAAAAGUAGUUGGUUUGCAUCAUUUGGAAGAAUAGCAUUCUUGUAAUCUGGACGCAUAGAUGAGAGAUACAGACAGACAGAUGAUCAGAGAUUAUUAAAGCGUCAACAGUUAAGUGGAAUAUAGGUAGUUCAAAAUGUUUUACUUCGUACAGACAGCUUAAAAAAGUCUAUGGGCCUCUAUUAAUUGGGAGAGUUUAAAUUCAGUUAAGAAGAUAUGAAUUAUCAUGCCAGCUGAUGCAUCCUGAACAGAGUCAAGCACAUUCUUUCUCCACAUGGCAAAAUUGACUUUUUUGGUCGACUUAGGGAUUUGACACUUGUGCAGACGAUGUCAUAGCGGUUUUUGACCCUGGAUAAACUUGAUUCAUUUUUCUUGCUUGAGCAAAGUACACAUGAAAGCAUAUUUUCUUCGCUUCAUGUGUAGCUGUCUUUAGUUAAUGGAGCUGUUGAUGACAGGACGUCGAUGACAGUCCUCUGAAUUAUUCUCAGGAAAAGUAUGUGUUGACAGUGCAGAAAGAUGCUCUCUUUGGCUCCUCACAAAUUAAUGAUUCCCUGUGAUGCAUCUUGAAAAAUACUUUCACAUGCAUUCCAAGAGCAAGGAGUAGACUGUAAUCAAUUUUUGACAGCAUUAAAAAAAAAGGAAUAAUUAUUAUUGGCUCCUCUAAAAAAAACUCACUGAGUAAAGGAUUGUAUGAGCAGGGUGCUGUGCCAAGCUGUGCUACUUGCUACAGGUCAUGCUGCCACAGUACUUUUAAGGUGACUCCACAGCAGACAGGGACUUGGCUGGUUCUACAUACUGUAGCACAGCCUCUUUUAGGGAAACAGCUGGCCAGUUCUUCCCUCUUGUUUUUCUCUGUCACAACAAUAUAUGUCUGGCAACAUCCCUCUCCUUCUGUUCCUCUGCAGGGGACUACAUUCUGGAAACAAAGCCUAAAGAGAUAUCAGAAGCCCAGCGGCUAAACUAUGAGCAGGUAAGGCUCGCCUAAUAACUUCUGAAUAAUAUUAUCUAAUAGACACCUUUUCUUUUUUUUUUAAGUGCGUGUGUUAAUAAGCUGCUGACUCUGAGGAGCGCAGGGCUUCUGGGAUGAACCCUCUCUCCCUCUCCAUGUAGUGGCAGUAAUUGAGCAGAUUUAAAAUGAGCUUUCACUUUGUCUCUUUGACACGCUCAAAAUACUGCAGCUGUUCUUCCCAUCAUUAAGGAUAUAUUUUCACGGCGGUACACAAAGAAGAAGUACUGAUUUAUCACACACAGUCCGUGUAGUUACAGUUCACACCGAAGCGGUUGUGCAGUAAAGAUCAGCGGAUUGGACUAAAUGUAAAUAACCAUCACGUUGAUUACAAAAUACAUAAACUAUAGCUUAUCUUUUCCCCCCACUGCUCUAUAGGUUACAUAAGAUGGGUCUUGCAAGGCCCAGGGAACAACAGGGGUCAGGAGUGUCAGAUUAUGUUGUUUCACAUGGCCGUGAAUGCUUAGAGACGCAUGGCCGGGUUCAGCUCCCGGCUAUUACUGAGGCUGUGUGUGUGUGUGUGUGUGUGUGUGUGUGUGUGCAUGCAUGCGUGUGUGCAUGUGUGUGUGUGUGUGUGUGGCUCACCGUGAGAGGCACUUGGAGAUGGAGCUCCAGCUCUCCUGCUUCCUCCCAUCUCCACUGCCUGUCUGCCUAAGGAGCAGGAGUGGCUUUACCUCUCCUCCUCCUCUUCUUCUUGCGUGGCAAAGCACACGUACAUCUGUGAAUGAUUAGAGGCCACACUUGUCCCUAGUUCAGAAAGCAGAAAAAAUAAUUUAAAGUCUUCUUAUAGAUGCUCACAAUUACGUUGGGUCUAAAUUUAAGUCGAGCUGAAACACGAGCUCUUGAAUACAUCAGUGGUGUCUUUGGCAUGCACUGUUAAAAAAGGGAGCGGUUGGAAGUUUGUGUUGCAUGGUUAUUAUGGCAGUCUAAUUCUGGACACUGGCCUGGGAGCUCUUUAACAUGUGUGUGUCCUCAUGUGCAUGUGGGUAACACAGGAUGUGGAGACUACAGCGAGAGAGCAUGUCUGUAAUGUGUUUAUUUGCCUGUCAAACUAAAGGUACCCUCUUUUUUUGUAUCCAGCAGAGAUGCGCUUUCCUUGUCGUGUGAAUUGUUCUAAGACACAGCCUAAGUCAGCCUGACUUAAAAAAAAGGGGGCUGUAGGAGUUCACAACAGAAGCAGUUCUAUUUUUAAACUCAGCCAAAAAACAUCAUCUGUCGCAGGAGUGUGUGAGGAUUAAAAUAGCAGCUGCAUGGCGGCUCUUUAGCUAUUGUUAAAUAUUUACUUGGCGGAGGGGUGGAUGUGAGAGUGAAGUUUUGCUCUGCUUUUAUCUGAUAGGACCCAGGACUCUUACAAAGCAACUCCUUCAUACUUAGGGUUCAGCUACUGGAGGACAGGUGUUAACGCGUUCAAGUAGACCCUGUAGUUUUUAUUUGGCAUCAUUUAUACGACAGUGAUGGUUCUUCUUCAAAAAUGUUUCUUAGAUUUUCAUCUUGCUCUAAGUUUACCUGAGGUGUUUUUUCUCUUGCAGUCACCCUGGUUAUACCAGAUACAUUUUCCGAUCAUUUUUAUUCUUUUAUUCUGUAAGCGGAACUGUAAACUUGGGUAUAAACAUAAAUGCUGAAACUGCCAACGCUGAAAUGUAAUUUGAGCAAUUUUUUUUAUGACAGUACCUGUUGUUAAGCUUAUAAAGAGUUCAUUUUGACCGUUCGAUGGUAGAUAUGAUGAGCUUGGUUGUCACUUUUAGUCAUUAUAAUCAUCAUACAGUACUAUCAUAUCUGUAUCAGUAUCAGAGCGAGAGCGGGUCUGUCUUCCUCAUGUGUUUGACUAGGAGCUGACAAACAUUAGAAACAUUCGAUUAGCCUGGUGAUUAAUCCAACAAAAAUGUGGAGCAGCUGCUGAUGUGUUUCAGAAUUCAUGAAAGUAUGACCCACAUUGUGGAUUGUCUUGUAAAAUGUUUAUUAUUUACAACUCCUACAGAUGCGUUAAGUAAUAGUUGUUUUUUUUGUCGGUUUAUGGAUAUUCUGUGUGCGGUUGUGCCGAUUUUUGUUGGACAUAAAGGCAGAACGAGUAAAAACUGUUGCUUAGUCUUGUCUGAACUGAAAUUGCAGCCCUGAAAAAAUGUUGAGUGACUUUUCUUGAAUGCAGUUGUUGAUAGAGUUAGGCUUUCUAAAAGUUUCAUUUCCUGGUUGAUUGUUUAACCUUUUACAUAAGAGCAGAGAGGCCUCUCUUUGGUACUGACUCUGUUGAGUUCAAGAAAAAAAUACUGCAAACCCAUAGCAGUGUUGUGUGCUUAUGUCGUUCCAUGCUGUAGAAAUGUAUCCUACAUAAGCAAUGAUGAAUGUGAGUGAUUCAGAGCUAAUAAUCUGAUCUCAAAGCACUCAUCUGCCGUUGGAGCCCUCUGCCCUAAAGUGAAGAGAAGUGGUCCAUUACACAUGCCUGCUAAUCCUGCCAUCACUGCUGCUCGUAAGCGUCCUAAUCCACACACUCAGAUGGGCCAGCUGCAGGCUUUUCACCUCAGCUCUCCACACCAAAGCAUCAAAGCUGGAGUAGCUUGCAGCUCAUGGGAUAUACAGUAUCUCUACUGUAAACAGUCCCUACACACACUGCUGUGAACUUGAGAAAUUCAUUUGAAACAGUCUCAUUAUGUAACAUUUUAUUCCUCAUUACACAUGAAAGAUGGUAAGAAGUGAUGCACUUUGAAGCCCUCUACAUGCUUCAGUGAAAGAUGUUGCAGGAGGUUUUCUGACAUGGAAACAUACAAGGAGACUGCAGGACUUCAUGCAAAAUGAAGAUUAAGUUUUCUGAUAAUGUGUCAAAAUUAUCUGGUGGAAAAACUGAAUGUUUUUCAAAAUCAUGAUAAGUGCACUCUGUGACAUGGGGCAGUGAAAAGGUGCUCUGCAGAUCAGAUCUUUACCCGUAAUCAAUGAUUGGCAGUUAUAUCGGAGCCUGUCCAACGGAUCAGUUGCUGAUCCCAAUCAAUGAAAUCGCUGUCUACUUUAGUACAUUUCCUGCAGCAUUUAAAACCUACUGAAAAUGGUUCCAAACCAUUACAAAAGUGAGAAGAUGUUGGUAGCAUAUGUUAGUAGAUUGAGAUGUGUACCAGCGUCAUCCAUCUGUAAUUUGAAUCUAAACUCUUUUUUUUUUAGACCAAGUUUGAAAGGUUUUAGUUCCAUUCAGUUUAAAUUGAUGUUUCAUUUGACAAUGAAAUUAGAAAGCCUUUUCAGUACUAAAACAUCAUUAUUAUACAACUGCACAAAUGAUCAUCCAGCCCUAUUUAACCCCGCUGGAUCACAAAUACAUCAGCCAUUUAUAGAUUAAGGUGAACUGCUCUGGUGUGGGUUGAUUGAAUGACCUAUGCUGUCAUAAAAUAUAUUCUCUUGUGUUUCCACUCUCUCUCCAGUUGAGUUGAAAUCUAUUAGAAAUCACUUUCAGAUGCAUGCUUGCAGUAGAGUUUUAGGGCUCAGCUGCAAGGCUGAUCUUGAUCUCGGUGUUGAAUGGAAGCAGAGUUCACAGCCAGCUGGGAAACACUGCUCAGAGGCUGAAUGCAAGAAUGAGUCUGUUUGGUUCUUUGGUGUGGGAGUACAUGACAUACUUAUAUUGUUAUGUGUAUGUAGAGUAUACACUGUUACAGGGUGUAGUAAAAGGUUGUUCUGCAGAUCAAAUCCUUCUUUAUAAUCAGCAGUCAAACUGGAGACUGUCCAACAGAUCAGUUGUUCAUCUAAAACAAAGCUAUUGCUGCCUACUUCUCUUUUUGGCAGCCUUUGAAACCUUUCACCCUCGAGCUACUUCUCUCAAAAUCAUCAAACAUUACUGCAGGGAUAUUUUUUUAUGGACAUGCACACUUAAAAUCCUGUUUUUGCAUUAUUUUUGUAUUUGACCUCUUAAUUCAGUCCUUGAAACAAAUUAAAAUCACGUGGAGGACUUAACAGCUUGCAGCCUGGUUAAUAUGGUUUGAUUUCACAAUCUAGAGCAAAAAAUCAGCCUAAUGGGCUUUUUUUCUCCCAUGAAUACAGGAGUAGAUGUUCCAAAUAAGCUACUUUUGUUCACAGGAGUCAAACUCAACCAAUUUUCAAGUGGUAUAACCUUUUUCAUAUUCAUAUUCUCUAGUGCAAACAAGUUAUUGUAACAAAGGAGAUCUGACAUAAGAGUUUUUCAUUGUUUGACAGAAAACACAAUCUGAAAAUUAUAGCUAGAUGAUACAGAGAUAAAUGGCUAUUAAAAUUCAGAAAGACCACUAAAGAUCGAGGAUGAUUUCUGAAAAGAGCAGACGGCUACAGUGUUUUUGUUUGUUUGUUUUUUAAUAUUAUGACCACUAAUAGUUUUUUAAACAUAUCUGCUGAGAAGCAAAUAUUUGAAGCUGUAAGAUGUUUUCACUGGGCCUCUGAAGUCCCCAAGAUGGUUUAGCUGAAUAUAAUAACCCUGAUCAGCUCUAUUUGUGUUCUGGGUUAGACAUCAGUCCUGGAUUUUAGUCAACCAAUGUAUCAUGAUGAAACAUUAAACCUGUUCCAGCCAGACACGGCGAUGCCUUCAGGCUCUGUUAUGGGAAAAAGGUUUAGCUUCUGACUUUAUACAUCAGAAUUACAGACCACUGACUAUCUAGAUUAUCAUGACUUUAGCCUUUCUGUUUUCUUUGGUUAGAGACAGUUCAGUCAGCUCAUGGUGGUUGUUUGUUUGUGCUUGUGUGGGGUUAUCUUGUAAGAAAGGGAUGUCAAUGGCAAUGCAUACUUCUGCUGUGACUUAUCUCUCAUCAUCUGAAAAUACAGACACGAGUCAUUCAAGUCACUUUUAUCACACUUGGCAAACUAAGCACAUAAGAUGUAACCAGUCAUUUAACUGAAUUUAUAGUUGUUGUUGUUUUGAGAGGGUCCACUAACCUUCCCUACUAAUUUUAGCCCUCACUGAAGGUAUUACGCCAUCUAAGCUGUUAGACAAAAUCUGUGUUGGUGUUGUUGUUACAGUUUGGAAGAGUUCUCUUAUGAGGCUUUAGGAAGUGUUAGAAAAUUAAGACCCAUUUCUGUGGAAAGAAAAAAACAAUGGAAAACACUCAAAGUUAAGAGACUACACCCUUAAAACUGACCACAGAGCUGAAUCAUCCGUCUGACUAACAAGGAUUUCAACCUAUUUGCAAGCUUACAUUUGCAAAGUUGCCUGCUUCCUCUAUUUAAGUCAUGACAAAUCAUUAUUUAGAAAUAGAUGUCUUUUUUUUCUUAUGUUCCCUGUGUUUACAUUCUGAUAUGAACACACAUUACGAAAGAUACACACAGAUAUUAGGCAGAGAGAGAGAGAGCGAGAGAGAGAGAGAGGGUUCAAAACCUGUUUGCUGCUGAAACCUGAUUUAUUGAUUAUCAGUGCUCAUCCCUCCCUUUUACUCCCUUCAUUUUUUUUUGCUAUCUGUCUUCUGGUCACCGCAAAACAAAUUAAAAGACUUCCAAGACAACCAAACUAAGGCUGUCUUUAAGGCUAACAGAUGACAUUACACGUUGAUAUUUUGCCCAUCUAUUGUUACUAGUAGGUCAUGUCUCACGGUGAUAAGUCUGGGAGCUUACACAGAAAUGUGGUAUCAAAUGCUUUCCUGGCAGAGGCUUUCAUCUCUUCCUGAGACACGAAGACACUCAACCAAUGGUUAUAAUGGGAAGUAACUAUAAAGCAGGAAGUACAUUCUACUGAACUACUUUGCAAAUUAAAUUGUGAGUGUGAUGAAGCACUUUUUUGUUGUGCACAGUGUGGCUCAAUAGUUUCUUACUGACAAAAAUAAUCAUCUGACUAUGUGUAGACAAGCAGGACUAAUAAAACAAAUGAAGAGGUCUUUUUAUCGAAGAUCUCUGGUUAUAGAUGCAGUUGUUGGUUCUGUAUAAUCAUGCAGUUUCUAACUAAAAUUAUCUGUGUUUUCCAGAACAUGAGUGAUGCCAUGGCAGUGUUGCACAAGCUGCAGACAGGUCUGGAUGUGAAUGUCAAGUUCACAGGGGUGCGAGUCUUCGAGUACACUCCAGAAUGCAUUGUGUUUGAUCUGCUGGACAUCCCUCUCUAUCACGGCUGGCUGGUUGACCCCCAGGUGAGCUGGAUCUGACUCAUUGUCACCACUGUGUGUGGAUGAAAUAAACUUGUUUACUUGCUCUCCUGUGUGCCCUUGAACCUCUUUCUGCCAAACUAAUAAACAAACAAACAAAGGGAUGUAGUCAUUUGUUAUUAAAGGUGACCUUUAAAAUUCAUCAUCUCUAUAUUGAGUCAUAGAGCCUUUCUGAACUUUCUCUUAAGUGUUUCUUUUAAAUUCUAAGAUCCUCGAGUGUUGACGUAGGAAGCAAAUGCAGAAGGGAAAAAAACUGUAGUUCACUGAGUGUCCACUUGAGGCUUACUCAUAAGGCCAAGGAAUCACCAGUACAGCAAAGAUUGAACUAUUUAUUCUCACAGCAGAUUUAAACAAGUCUUUUGUCUGAUACAGAAAUGGUUUUGGUAUCUGUGCUUCAUCACAGAAUAGUCAGCUAAUACAUGAUCCAGUUUCUGGACAAUAGUCCUUAAAAUUUGCCCUCCCAAGCAGAGUACAUACCGUAUUUUUCGCACUAUAAGGCGCACUUAAAAUCCUUUUGGCUUGUCGGAGCACUGCAGCUACCGUAGCCUUGCGGAGUUAUUGAAUGAGUUAAAUAAAGUUUGACUUAUCUGACUGUUUUGUUUGGCUUAAUGCGCUUUAUAAUCUGGUGCGCCUUAUGUAUGAAAAUAGACACAUUAAUUGAUGGUGCGCCUUAUAAUCAGGUGCGCCUUAUCGUGCGAAAAAUACGAUACAUCUAUCAUGGACACCUAUGAUUUUGAAUGAUUACCCUGGGUAUCAUUCUCUUGAUUUGAUUUUAAAAACAACUCUAAAUGUAGUAAAGUUUAUAUUUCAUACUUGUGUUAUAUUUACCGUGAUACUGUUCUUUCGGGUGGUCCUGUUUCUUCUCUUCCACAAACAUACUACUUGAAACUUCCUUUGAGUUGGUCUGUGUGCUUUCUUCGCGACCAAACUGACAGUUCACACAACCCUGAAAAAGAUAAUGGAUGGUUAAAUGCACCGGAGUUCAGCAGUCGUAGUUUCAAUAUGAACUCUUUACUCCAGACUUUUUCUUUGUUAUAAAUUUUGUAUUAUUGUUCUGCUACUUUCAGUAAAACAUCACCAAGCUAAAAAUGUUCUUUCCCCUCAUUUCUGUCUUUGUUUGCAGAUGCAUGACAUUGUCAAGGCAGUGGGCAACUGCAGUUACAACCAGCUGGUGGAGAAGAUAAUAUCCUGCAAACAGUCCGAGAACAGUGAGCUGGCAGGGGAAGGUGAGCGUUUUCUCCUCACUCUCUCUUUGUACUGGCUGACCUGCCUAACCUGCCCUUGUCUCUUUUCUUUAAUCUUUCUGCAGAAGUAAAUAAAAAACAGAAUCUGUAUUCUCUUCCAGUUAGCAGCUCAGGUAAAAUAUCACUGGUAAUUCUGUCCUGCAUCUGCUCCUGGAGAUAUAUUAACUGGAGUGUCCAGGGCGAACACAUCCUGCAGAAACGCACAGACCAGGCUGAAAUAAAACCAGGACAUAUAUAUGUGACCACUCAUCAAAUGACCUACUUCCACAAUUCACUGUUUUCUUGCCAGCUGUCACUAACUUCUGGGCUCAAAAUAUUUGCUCUUUCAACACUGAGCUUCCUGAGCAUUUGUCUGUUGGGCAGAUGCCAAGUCGAUGCAUCAAAGCUUCAGCGGAUGGUGAUAUUGAUACAGGAGAUUCACUCUUUUCUAUUGUGUUUCUGCUUUUUGUAGCCAAGAGAAAAAUCCUGGGAGGGCCUGGUUUAAGUAGUCAAAACCACUUGAAUGCAUUUGUGUAACACUAAAAAGAAAUCUUAGUUGUUAUGCUGUAAUGUGCUAAAUAUUUAAAGGAAAGAGUUCAGUAGUUUUCAUUAUGUUGUAAAAGUUGUGGCUCUUUCCCGGAUAGGCAGCUCCUCUCUCCCUUGUCUGUUUAAGGAUCACACUGAUUAUGUGGGCUUCAAAUUGAAUGCUGUCUCACAGAUGUCUCUCACCAUCUGCCUCUCAGCCUAUAUUGGGUUCACUAUAGUAACCGCUUCCAGCAGCACAGGGUCUCAGUAUUCAAACAGAUACUACACACAUGACAGCAAGCAUUCCACAUGUUUGUCCAAAUAGUGACCCACCUUUAUAGAUGAGUCAGGGUUGCCUGUUUGUUGAUUGUGGUGUGCUAACUCAGUCAUUAGUCUAAUUAUUUAAACACAUGUUGAUUCAAGAGUUCAUUCAACAAAUGAAGCUAUAAGCCGCUUCAGCUUGUUGCUUGUUCCUCCCUUAUUAGCAAUCCUAUCAAAAUUAAAUUAUCACCUCUCUAUUUCAAGUUCAUUUUGAAUCUGUAAAUUGGGAAGUAGAAGACAAUAAAAUCGUCAAAGAAAUCCUGUCACCUGUCCAUGUUUCUGUUAUAUUUUUAAAUGAUCAAACAUUCUGUUUCUCUGUUUCCUCUAUUUGUUUUGUGUCUCAGGCAUUGUUGCAGAGCAGUUUCUGAGUAGCACAGCCACCCAACUGACGUAUCACGGCCUAUGUGAGCUCACCUCCACUGUGCAGGAGGGAGAGCUCUGCGUCUUUUUCAGGAAUAACCAUUUCAGCACCAUGAUCAAAUACAAGGUAAAAACUGCAGAAUAUAACAGCAUCUGUACAGGUACUCUAAGAAGUCAAGACGUGCCCCUCAAGCUGUUGCCUCUUAGUCUUUUGUGCUAAAGAGAAAGUUGUUGGUAUUGUGUUGUUCAUGAACGUUUCGUUCAAAAGAACCAAAUCUUUUAAGUGAACGUACUGAACUGAAUAACUUCUUCAAGUGAUUAAUUCGUUUCUCACUUCAGUUGAGCUGCCAGCAGCGCAACUACCAUAGCACGCAGCAUUGCCGGGCGAGCAGCCAGUAGACCAGACAAAUAGCAUACCAGUACACUUAAAACAUCAUGAUUUAUAAUCAAGUUCAUUUUUACAAACCUGUUUGUCAAAGCAACACAGCCACAACACUCUCAUCUCCAGGUCCCAGAAGCUAUGAUCUGAACUGAGUUCUGAACUGUUCAGCUGUUUAUCAGUUCAUGAAGUCAGAGUCACAGACUCCGACUUCGUGAUUCGGUGAGCGAAUCUUUUGAACAAAUCUUUUUCAUGAACUGAUUCUAAUGAUUCAGUACAUCUAAAAGAACUGCCGAGCCAAUCGCUAGUUGUUGGUGUUUCUAGUGAGUCUGAAAAUGGAUUUGAUUUGAUUUCUAGCUGUUUCAUUACUAAUGUACAAUAUCCAUGUAUUGGAAAAACUGUUAUUGUAAGAUAAACAUCAUUAAGAGGCUUGAUUUUCUGGGGAUAAAAAUGUAAACUGCAUACUCACUUUUUGAUAAUAAAAGCUUUGUUUCCUGCAUUCAUAAUUACUACUUCUCUCUAUGUUAAAAACAACUUGUAGUCUUUUACCAUAAUCUGUUAUUCACUUAAAAGGUUACUCAUAGCAGGUCAGUUAAAAUGAAAGAAUGUUGACAUGCAUAACAGGAAUACAAUAUCUAUGAAUGCAGCAAAAACUUCAUCAUCUGCACGUGUACCUCUCAUCAGCCCCCACCCUCAGCUGGUUGUUGGUGUUACUACAGACUUUUCCUGUUAUCUACAGGAGGGGAAGUUGAGCUGGCUUACUUUUAUUUUGAAUAGUAGUGUAAGGCUGCCAAUGUCAACAAAGCUGUGUGUAUCACCUUUAACCCUCAGAUAAGGUAUCAUGGCUGCUUAAGUUCUCUUAUAAUCACUCAGCUGCAGACUUUUACGUGGUUUUGAUAAAUAACCACACAAAUGACAACAUUUAGUGUGACACUGAUAGCAUGUGUGUGUAAUGUGGAUGCGGUUGUUUCCCAGGGCCAGCUGUACCUCCUGGUCACAGAUCAAGGUUUCCUGACAGAGGAGAAGGUUGUCUGGGAAAGCCUGCACAACGUUGACGGAGACGGCAACUUCUGUGAUUCCGAGUUCCGGUUGCGACCUCCAUCUGAUCCAGAGACUGUGUAUCGAGGCCAGCAGGACCAGAUAGACCAGGUUUGAAUGCUGGCAAGACUGAAAAAAAACCUGCCAUUAUUCACCUUGAUAAUCGCUGGUUUUCACAGCACAAAGGUUGAGACACAAGGCAAGACCAGUCAUGGCAGACUGACUUUCCUGGUUUUCUGCAUUUUUAAGUUACUUCAGAGAAAUUUGAGAAAAAAACUGGAGGACAGGAGUGACACAAUGAAAUUAAACCGACCACACCAGAAAUCAGCUCUUUCCUAUCUAGGGCUACAAAUUUAGAACAAGGUCCUCGAUAAGACGUGCAAUAGCUCCAAAUACAAGUUUCUCAGACACACAUGUGGCAUCCUGAAAAACAUACACUUUGUUUUCCUCUAGUCUUUGCACACUGCUUCCACACUGGUGCUCAGUGCUUUGUGUUACUGUCCCUUGGGGAUGUUUACUGGUUUCACCGCUGCCUGCUCAUUGGUUGGCCAGACUGGUCCGGAGACACAGAGCUUGCUGACAAACUGUCUGCAUUGCUCCCACACACAACACACAGGCUAGACAAGAACAUGGGAACCAUUACAUUUUAUUCUCCCUUUUUACUCAGGCCCAGACUUCUUCCAUCUACAAGAGAGGGGUCGGUGCGAAAAAUCUAUUCAGGCAAUUUUCUGCACUAAUCAAUUCACUCAGAUUGUAGGAAACUUGUAUUGAUUCCAGUUGGGAAAUUGGGUCUUUUCAGUGACAAAUUACAUGACAUAAUAGCUGAUACAGCUUAUAAUACAAUGGGUACCCCCAACAAAAAGAGGGUUAUGGAAGCUGCAACACAACUAAUUGCCAUGAGUGUUACAAUGAAGAUAAUACAACAUAAUAUGGAAAAAAACACACAAAUAGCUCAGUUAACAUUUGCCAUACAGGGUAUAAGAUACUCCUUUAUUAGUCGCACAAGGGGGAACCAUUCAAGUAUCACACUGACAGCUUUGCUCCUUAAUCUCACUGUCUCUUUUCAAUGUUUAUGUGUGUCAGGACUAUCUGAUGGCGCUGUCGCUGCAGCAGGAGCAGCAGAGUCAGGAUCUACAGUGGGAGCAGCUCCCUGAAGGCAUCAGUGACCUGGAGCUGGCCAAGAAGCUGCAGGAGGAAGAGGACCGACGAGCCUCGCAAUACUACCAGGAGCAGGAGCAGGAGCAGGCAGCUGCAGCAGCGGCAGCACAGGCACAGGCACAGGUUAGAAAAAAAAGGGACUGGGGUAGACAGAUGCAGGUGGGGAGGGAGGACUGGUAAGAUUUUCAACAAAUCUGAAGUAUUAAAGGGAUAUUCUGGCAUAAAAUUAAGUUAGGAUCAAACACACUGUAAGACCCCCUUGAGAGAUGAAUGUUGCCGACUGCUUGCUUCUCUAGUUAUACCAACUUUAGUAAUGACCGCACAAUAGCAAUACAUGGUGGUCUACCUCUCCACACGCAAACCUCAACCAAAAAGCCACUCGUAGCCAGAAAUAAUGCUCAGAACAGCACCUAACUUCAUCAACAGUACAUAUAGGGUGCUAGCCAUAGCACUGUCCACCCAACAUCUUUUUAACUUUGCCUGGUUUCUUUGGCAAAGAGACCAAACACAACUCACCCACUCUCUUGCAGCAGCUGCUUGUUUGUGGGGGAGCCCCGACGAGUCGAUCACCAAGUGCAGCGGAGUUUUGCAGCUCAAGGAAGAACAUUUAUGAUUCCACUUCAUGGAAAUGCAAUCAGACCGAGACGCUAAGGCAGAAGAACUACCACAUCUGCAGUGCAAAAUGAUUAUUAUGAUGAGUAUUACUUCAAGGAAAUGAUCCGCUGUUACUGUUAUUACUGUGUGUUUGACCCUAACUUAAUUUUAUGCCGGAAUAUCCCUUUAUGUGUAGCAUGGAGAGAAGAGGUGUUGUUUAGAAACAGAUGAAUUUCUGUAACCAAAAAUUGGAGCUAUUAAGUGAGGUUUCUUUUUAAGUUUUUCCUUGUCAUAAUGCCAACUCUUACUGUAAGGAAUAGAGGUAAGUGAUAUGCACAUAAAGUCGGUGCAGGGUGAUCAAAUUAUUAGGGUUUAAUUGCAGCAGGGUUUAAAGUGUCAUUAUGUAUGAUUUAAAAGAAAAGUUAUCAUGGAAAACAAAUACAAUAAAAACAGUGUAUGCUAAGUGACCCUGUUGUAGUUUUGUGCUAUCUUGUUAAGUAUUUCGUUACAUUUAUGUAUUUAUCUGCCUCAAAACCGCUUUGAACGGAAGUGCCCGCAUGUAUUUGUAUUUGAAAAAAUAGUAAGCCACAUUUCUUUCCUGUUCCAAGCAAUAUGUAGAUUUGCCCAUGGCACACUUGUCUCUUCCGCUGUGUUUUUGCAGCAGGGCCAGCAGGAGCCCGCUGAGGGAGAUGAGGCGGACAGAGGAGGUGCAGGAGCAGGAGGAGCAGCAGCUGGAGCCGGAACGGCAGCAGCAGCCGGGGCCUCGGCCAGCCCGGGAAAACAAUCCUCUAGUGGGGAGCGCAAAGCCAAGAAAGAAUCGAAGGAUAAAGACAAAUGUGUUAUUUUGUAACAUACAGCGCGUCUGUGUGACUGAGCGUGUGAGUGUUUUGUGCAUUUGCUUAUCAGAGGAGACAGAGGGGUUGUGGCCCCCCACUCAAGGACAAAUAAGGGAAGGAGACGUCCAAGGAGAGGGCGCAACAAGACUUGCAGAGGAUCUGCUGCUCCCAAACCACUGGUGCCUGCUAUCCUCUAUCCUCAGUGGAACCUGGACAUCAGAGGAAGGGACACUACAACAACGAAAACUACCCCCUUAUCUUUCAUAGAGUCGGCCAAACUUUGUUACAAGUUGCACAGUGCACUAUAUUUGUGAUGUAGGGUCGAGUUUAUUCGGGGUGGUGUGUUUUAUAGCAAAAGACACAAUCUGAAGAAACAAAACAUCGCACUCACCAUUUUUUAAGUCAUUAAUUUCACUUACUUUCGUUAUUGCAGCUCAUAAGCUUUUUUGUACGUAUCAAAUAUACACAGGAAGACACUUUUUUGUUUCCGUUGAAUUUCUUAAGUUAGCUGUUGAUGCCAAGAUUUACAAAUUAUGUCAUUGUCCGUGUAAGAAAAAGCUUUUUUAGGAGGUUUUAUCUUGUCUGUGAGCUGAGAGGGAUUUUUUUUCAGUUAGGAAUCAUUGUAACACUAUGUUUGUCCCCUCUUAAACACCAUGUACCCAAGGGUUACUUAACACCAGAUAGCUGCCGGAUACUGUAGCUGCAGUGACAGUACUCAUCACAGCUUCCCAGUUCAGAUUUGCCUUACCGGAGUAUGGCAGUGUUGUAUUCUGCUCUGUCUGAAUGUGACUAUAUCUGUUUCCAUGUGUGUGGUAUGUGCAGUACACGUGUGCUACAUGGUAUAACGGUAUGGGUGAACAUGUCUCAUUCACUUAGUAUCACAGAUGUUACAAGUUUCAAUUUGAAACUAUCCACAAAUUUUAAGUUGUAGAACUUAGGUGGCAAAUUUGAGACAUCUUUGUAUUUGCUUUUCACAAAAUCAUUCAUGGGAGAGUCUGAGAAUGAUGCUACAGAAUCAAACUGAGGAAAUUUGACUUGAUUUGACCUUAUUUCUGGGAUGUAACUGGCUUUUGGCAGAUGACAUUUGUGCUAGAUCACCUCUAGAUUUGCAUAUACGGUGGUUCUGAAAGACCUUUUUCUUUUCACUUCUGGUGUUUUUCAGAGGAAAAUGCAGUGUGUGUGCGAGCACUAUCAUUAUCCACUCUCUUAGUUUUCAUAUGUUCAACUUCCACAGCAGCCAGGUUUUAAAAGAAAUGCCAUAGAAGUCAGUAAUUUGCAUGUUAUAUUCCUCCAAACCAGGAAAAGUCUGAAAUAUUUAAAGAACUUUUUCUCAGCACUGAAACCAAACUGCAAAUCUGCAACAUCAAGAUAUACAACAAUUUUCACCUCCAGUAACUAUGUUGAGAAUCAGACUUGUUUUAUGCUGUAGCUGUGUUGAAUCAAUACUCACCUCCUUGUCCGUCACAAUUCUCCACAAAUUGAGUGUUAUAUUUGGAAAAUAAGGUAGAAAGGUGGAAGCUAACCUGUUGAUCUGUCCUGGAGGUACGCAGUCUGAUUACUGAAACUCUCUGGUAUCACCUUGUGUGCAUUUCACUGCACAUUUCACUGCAGCUUUAAGCAUUCAAACACUUGAUGUACAUACUGUAAUUCCCUAAUGCAUACUUAUAAUGGACUUAGCGAGUGGUUUGUGCCAUUAUCACACCAUGGGACUGCCUCCUGAGAAACUUUUCUAUCUAUACAUUCCAAUUGGAUGCCUUGACUCAAGCCUUGUGUUACAGACCGAGGGAGACUGUUGUGCUAGGUGGUCUUUGCAGUGUUUGUGAAGUGGUCUACAUUACUUUUUGUUCAGUGGGAACAAAGUUAAUGUAAAGACAGAACUGUAACAUGGAGGUAGCAGGCUAUGUAUUCAUGUAACGGCUGGAGUUUGAGCUCCAUGUUUUUGGCGCCCUUACACGGCUUUGUUUUUGUAUAUAUUUAUAUAUAUAUAUAUAUUAUAAAACGCCUUACAACACUUAAACAUAAUUUAUAGGACAAAAGUAAACAGGCGUAUUUUCAGAAUGAGACAAUCCAUACGUUUUCCACAUGAACACCAGAAAUACUCUCAGGCCUCUUUUGAAGGGACAUAUCCUCCAGUGUCUUUUAUGUACCGGCACAGUUCCUUGGCCUGUCGUCACCUUGCUAGCCACAACUUUUAGUAUGUGUAUGCACACACACACACACACACCACCUUUUUUGACACUUUGAAGAACUUGACGCUAUAUUAUUUAAGACCCUUAGAUUGAAUUUAACACUAGAAUUAAGCUGCUUUCCUUUUGUGUAAACUUGGACUACCUGGUAAAAAGUGAAAAGCUUAUUGGACAGGGUUAAGUUACAUUGUUGAUUAUGUACACUUCACUUUUUAUUGGCCGCCAAGUGGUUUCUCUGCCAUGAAGCUGAAAUAACACAUUUUCUCUGAAAGUGAGUGAGAGCGAGACAGCAGAGGGAAGACUUUGUGGCAACAUUCUGGUUUUUCCCCCUCCUUUCGUCACAUCAUCCGUAUCUCGGCCUUCGAAGUGAUAACGAUGAAAAAGGAAACUUUACUCAUGGUUAGUUGGAGCUGACAUGGAACAUUUUGUUUUGGGUGUUAAUAUGUGUGAAAAGAGAGCUGUGUGACACAUGCCACAUUGUUUUUUUUUAUUUACGUAUUAUUUCAGAUCUACUACUGUGCAUUAGCUUGCUAUCCCCAAUCCUCACUGCUAGAACUUAAUCUUUUUGUUGUACUGUGUUUGUUUCACCCUAGUUCCUAAGAUGCAUUGAUCAGAAGGAUAUUGUGUGUUCGAUGUCUCAAAGUGGUUACUAGUAUGCCUUGUAAAGUGAUGGUGGGGUAAAUGCUGUAAAAAUUAGUGUUUUGACAAGGUGGUCGUUAAAAAGUAGUUGUUGUAAUUGGUUAUUGCACUGUUACAUUGAUAUGCACUAACAGGAGAGAAACAUACCUCAUUUUAUACCGAACAUAAAUUGUGCAAGAGUGCUAUUGUUCUUUGGGUACCUUUUAAAAAAUGAUUCAUGGCCAAAAGACCUAUCUCAGCUUGGGGGUGGUAGCUUAAGCAAGCUGACUCAUAUUUAUCUGUGUAAGUUUGAAAGGGCUGUUUUAAAUGUUUUGGCUUAAAAUGAAAUCUGUCAAAAAAUCUGACAUCUGUCAAAAUAGUACCACUUCAGUUGAACUUGCUGCAAUUUGAUGAAUUCAGGUUAGUGGUACACCUAAUCCAGACAAAAUACAUCAAGUGCAAAGGCUUGAGUCCCAGCGUGCAGCUCACGUAUGAGGAAGGCAGUAAUGAUAAGAUGAAUUGACGCUGUUUGACUCGUCUUGACAGGAGCUUUUUUUUCUACAAAGUUAAAUAGAAAAUGUAGAAAUCGCUGGAACUCACCAGAAUCAGCAAAAAAAUAAAAAAACGUAGGUGCACCCCUAAUUCAGGUUAUUUUUCAAAAGUUCAAUAUUUAACCACACAACUUUUCAAAUAUGCUCAAACUUUUACACCAAAACAGUCAAGAAGGCUACUCUGUAAGGCUCAAGUGUUGUCAUCUAUGUAGCACAGGUGGGAAAUGUUCAUUCUUGUUGUAUGAGACACACAUCCAGACUGCUGAACAAUCUAAAGGGAGACUUUUUCUUUAACGCAAUAUAUCAUACUCCCGGUUUACUUUGUGGUGCAUGUAUAGCUUGGAUUGAAAGUAAGGCAGAGUAAAAUGAAAUUAUCAAUCCCCUGAGAGAACGUUAUUUUCUUUGGAUGGCCCGUUGUGUUUAUAUUUCACAUAAAAGCAUUCGAGACAGAGGACAGUGUUUGUGCAUAUGGGACGUUACUCAUUUGUGUUAUUUCAAUGUUCAUCUAUUUACAUAAAUGACCAAAUAAUGUAUGUAGCCUUUCACAUUGCAGUCACAUAUUGUAUGUGGUGAUAUAUAUAUAUAAACAUAUAUAUAUAUAUAUAUAACAAAAUGCCUUAUAGACGAGGGACAUUCAACCUGAUUAGAAGUACCAGGAUAAUAAAAGACUAAGAUCAAUA
Xyrichtys novacula (pearly razorfish) is the source of this 23967-nucleotide messenger RNA. The record is from the annotation of a GenBank genome assembly. NCBI's taxonomy places the organism in Eukaryota, Metazoa, Chordata, Actinopteri, Labriformes, Labridae.